Messenger RNA from Macrobrachium nipponense, 2717 nucleotides. RefSeq names its product RNA-binding protein 25-like. Bases 85 to 1740 code for a protein of 551 amino acids. The transcript has 5 exons. Lineage: Eukaryota; Metazoa; Arthropoda; Malacostraca; Decapoda; Palaemonidae. The record is from RefSeq and is a predicted model, not a curated record.
ACAUGCGGAACUUGUCAUCGUGAAGGCGCCAACUGUAAACUUUGUUUACCUUUGUAGGGUGCAUGAGACCGUAUUAGUAUUACAAUGGAGCUUGUGGAUGGCAAGAGAACUCGAAAACCUGUCAGUUAUGCUGUACUGGACUGUUCAGAUGAUGAUGAUUUCUCCGAAUUUACCCCUCCAGUUAAAAAGAAGAAGGAUGGUCAUGACAAUCUUGAAAAUUCGUCAUCACUGAGUAAUAAAAGUGACAAAGAUAUAUGUAACAGUAGCCAGGAGUCCAGUAGUGAUCAUGGCAAAGAAAAAGAUAGAGAAAAGAGGCGUGACAAGGAGAGGGAUGAAAAACGCAGGGAUAGAGACAAGGAUAAACGAGACAGGGAUCGUGAUAGGAGAGACAAAGAUCGAGAUAAACACAAAAAAAAAGAUAAGCACAGAGAUAAAGAUCGGAGCAGAGAGAGCAGAGAAAAAUCUAGUUCUGAAGAAGAGAGACGUAAGCACAAGAAAGAUAAAAAGCAUGACAAAAAAGACAAGAAGAGGGAGGAUAAAGAAAAAGAAAGAAUUAAUAAAGCAGAAGACGACGACUCUGAUUUUAAAGACAGUGUUUCUUCACCUAAGUCCAACAGUCGUGAUUUUAAAGACAGUGUUUCUUCACCUAAGUCCAACAGUCGCAUUGUGACUUCUACGCAGAUUUCUCCAGGGAGAGCAUCUCCAAAAAAACGAUUGACCGUUGAAGAGAGAAUGUUUCAGAGAGAACUUGAAGCUGCACUAGCCAUUUCCAAGAUUGAAAUGAGUGAAUCUGCCGACAAACAAGACUUACCAGGAAAGGAAGGAGAGGCAGACAUAGCUGGGAAGAAUGUAAGUUCUGGGAAUUCCAGUGAUAAGGAAAUUCACAGAAGUCUUGAUGUGAAUAAGCUAGAUUCAGAGGACACAAAAGACAUUUCCAAAGAAGAAAAGAACGAAGUACAAGGAGUGGCCACUGAUAACACUGUAUGCACAGGCAAAGAGAAAGCGGAUGAAGAAAAUAGAACUGUCACUAAAGAGGGUAAUAAUAUGCCAGAGAGGUCUGCCAGUACAGUGUUUGAAAUGGAAGAAUCUGAGCCUUCAACGUCGACUGGGAUGACAAGUAAAAGACAAAGGAAGAAAGUUGUCUUUUUCGAAGAAAGUGAUUCUGAAAGUUUUGAUGGCUUUGAUACAUGUGAGAUGUCAGAGGAGAGUGACUUUGCGCCAAGCCCUGUGAAAAAGAAUGGAAGGAAAGCUAAGGAAACUAAGAAAGCCAAACUUCCAAAAUCUCCUAAAGGAUUAGUCAAGGAACAGAAUAUGAAAAGCAGUCCUGUAAAAUCUCCAGGUAGACCGAGAUCAACAGCAAAGCAAUCUGUAAAAGAAAAUACUAUGCCAGUUGUAAAUGGGACAUCUUCUCCAAGAGUGGUUUCUUCCACUAUUGCAAAACCACCAGAAAUCAAAUCGCCUGUUGGAAAGGUGGUUAUUAAAUCAACCCCAAGAACACCAGAGGUGAAACAAGAACGAAAGACAAAAACUGUCAGCCGUAUUAAUACUCCGCCAACAGUAGUGGAUGCCUCAAAAGUUUGCACUGCUAAGGUUCCUUUCCGAAGUCCUGUUCAGUCUUCCAGUACAGCUACACCAAACUUCGUUCCAAAAUCACCUAAUCCAAUGCAAAGAAUAGGAGUUCGAUUAGGACUUUCAAGAACAAAUUUCAAACCACUACAUCCCAAGGCAAUAGCCAAAUGAAUUGGUGUGGAAUUCUUUCGUCAUACGUGAAAUGUAUACUGAAAUGUACAUUGUUUCAUGUCUUUUGUAUUAUAACUAAUUUUAAUGUUUUGUAAAUUAUCUGGUUUGAAAGACAUGAUAUUGGGUAGUUUAGGUACGUGGUUCUUCAUGUAUAAGUUAUAUGCAUGACUGUUGAUGCAUGUGAAUAUGCAUAUCUGGGUUUUAAAUGGGAAUGAAUUGUAUUUUUGCAAAUUUUGAUAGUGUGGAGUGAAGGAUAAACGAGAACUUAUUUUUCUUCAGUGCAAUUUGAAAGUGCACAAGGAUCUCUUCUUAAAGCACUGCCACAAUGUAUGUAGAGUUUUUUACAUCAAAUUUAAAAAUAAUGGACUGUAUCAUUUAAGAACAUUUUUUAACAAGGGCUAGAGAAAAUAUUUGAAGACAGACAGGGUAAUAAAAGGUACCUGAUCUUUGCAAACACAUUACAGUCCUCAGUUCCAUAUUUUGUAUAUUUGAUAUUUACUAUUCAGUCAUUGAGAACUGGUGCCAGGAAUACUUAAGACAACUUUAUUACAGUUGUUCAGCUUUAAAGUGUGCAACAUUUGAAGCUAUAAGUACAUAAUAUUUUUAUCUUUUAUCAACUUACAUAAGGUUUGCUUAUUGUAAAACCCAUGUUCCACAAUUAAUAUUGGGGACUAUGAUGUUACUGAGACUGAUGCAAAACUUAUUGGAGUGUGCUUUUGAAAUGGUUAAGCUUUGUUCUUUUGUGGCAGCAUGUAUAGUAUUUUCAUUCUGCAAUAAACUUACUUUGUUCAUCAUGUAGUAGAAGGAAUGAUGUUCUCCUCAAGGAAUUUGUUACUGCAAAUGUGAAAAAAUUUCCCUUGGGUAACCAGUUUUUCUAUAUAAAAGUAUUGAUUCUUUUACUUACAAAAUUAUUAGGCAUGGAGAGAAUUAUUUUAGCAAAAAUGUUAGAUUAUUUUAUUAUAUACUUCACAUAUUUC